Molecule: messenger RNA, 2949 nt
Organism: Musa acuminata subsp. malaccensis (wild Malaysian banana)
Lineage: Eukaryota; Viridiplantae; Streptophyta; Magnoliopsida; Zingiberales; Musaceae
Product: protein IMPAIRED IN BABA-INDUCED STERILITY 1
Biological process (GO): positive regulation of transcription elongation by RNA polymerase II; protein phosphorylation
Cellular component (GO): cyclin-dependent protein kinase holoenzyme complex; nucleus
Molecular function (GO): ATP binding; RNA polymerase II CTD heptapeptide repeat kinase activity
Source: RefSeq, a predicted model, not a curated record
UUCUUUGACACCAUAUGAAGCCAAGAGAGAGACUUGACCGCACAAAGCGACACCACUGCCCAACCCACGCGCUUUAAAGCUCGCGCCCCGACGGCCACAGUUCUUCGCCAUCUCCUCCUCCCCUGUUCGUCGCCGCGUCGAUUUCGGUGGCUGUCUUUUGCUCUUCCACUGGUAAUUUGCGGAGCGAUUGGGAGCAGCGGCGCACAAAGCUCUUGCCUUUUCUAUUUGUAGGGGGUGAUUACAGCCUUUCCGGAUCCCCGGGCCACCCAAUUCUGCCCGAGGUCGUUUGGGUGAUCCUCCUUCCCAUUACCCCGACUGCGGGGCUCCUAUUGCAUCCCCGAUUUCGCCCCCAGUUUCCUUCAUCCCGGAGGCCUGGGCAAUGCCGUAGACCCGGCCGCCGCGGAUGGGCUGCGUCGCGUCGAAGAAUGUGGUCUCGGUUACCCCGGCGGUUGAUUCCUCCGGUAUCCUGCGGGACCACCGGGAGCGGUCGGGUCCGAUCUCGACGUCAUCGCAGCGGUACCAGACCGUACAGGUAACCAGGCCUGCAUGUCUGUUGAGGAAGGAAGAGAAGGAGGGGAAUUGCCUAGAAUUGGAGGAACAUGGGAAAGCGAGCGCCGGUUGUACCACGUCGCAGAGCUUCCGGCUAGAGAAUCUUAACAAGUAUAUCGAAGGGGAGCAGGUCGCCGCCGGAUGGCCCUCUUGGCUUAGUGCUGUUGCCGGGGAUGCUAUUCAGGGUUGGGUGCCUCUUAAAGCUGACUCCUUUGAGAAGCUGGAGAAGAUUGGACAAGGUACUUAUAGCAGUGUGUUCAGAGCACGUGAUCUCGACACAGGAAAAAUUGUCGCCUUGAAGAAGGUGCGCUUUGACAAUUUUGAGCGAGAAAGUGUUAGGUUUAUGGCAAGGGAAAUAAAGAUACUGCGCUGGCUUGACCAUCCAAAUAUCAUUAAAUUGGAAGGAUUGAUUACUUCUCGGUUAUCAUGCAGUCUCUACCUCGUAUUUGAAUAUAUGGAACAUGAUCUUGCAGGACUGUCAUCCUCUCCUAACAUUAAAUUCUCUGAAUCUCAGGUCAAGUGCUACAUGCAACAGUUGCUAUCUGGACUUGAGCAUUGCCAUUCACGUGGUAUUAUUCACCGUGACAUAAAGGGAGCAAAUCUACUAGUUAAUAAUGAGGGGGUUGUGAAAAUCGCUGAUUUUGGUCUGGCAAAUUUCUUCAGUCCUGGGCAUAGCCAACCCCUAACUAGCCGUGUUGUGACUCUAUGGUAUCGGCCGCCUGAACUACUUCUGGGUUCCACUAACUAUGGAACAACUGUAGAUUUGUGGAGCAUCGGUUGUGUAUUUGCAGAAAUGUUUGUUGGAAGACCUAUCUUGCAAGGCAGAACUGAGGUUGAACAACUACAUAAAAUCUUUAAGCUUUGUGGUUCUCCACCAGAUGAAUACUGGAAUAAGUCUAAGUUACCCCAUGCUACGAUCUUUAGACCUUAUCAUCUCUAUGAGAGUAGCCUCCUGGAGACAUUCAAAAGUUUACCAGAAAGUGCCAUUAGCUUGUUAGAGACCUUUUUAUCUAUUGAACCAUUUAAGCGUGGUACUGCCACAAGUGCCCUUGAAGUGGAGUAUUUCAAAACAAAGCCUUACGCUUGUGAACCCUCAAGCUUGCCAAAGUACCCACCCACCAAAGAAAUUGAUACAAAGAGUCGUGAUGAGACACGCAGAAGAAGAGUUACUGGCAGAGGGCAAGGAUCAGAAGCCACGAAAAGAACCUCGAGAACACAUAGAUCUUCAUGGGCAUCAAGUGGACUCAGUAAAAUAGCAGACAGUAAAGAGGAGUCCGAGAUCAGUGCUGGAAAUGUAAAGAAAGAUCUUCCAAGAGUAGAUAGUGAAACCAGACUGUUUGUAGAUCUCCAGCCAAUGCCAUCAGUUAAAUGUCCAGAGGAAGGUCAUCGUGCAAAGUGCAACUCUCAAGAGGAACUUGCUUUUCCAGGGCCAUUACUUGUUUCUGCUUCUAGUGGCUUUGCAUGGGCAGGACAGAGAGUAGGUGAUGCAUAUGGUAGAUCUGACAGUAGGUCUAGCUCAAAAAGCCAUUUUUCUUGUGAAAGAAAUUCGUCCAAUAUUGAAAAUAUUAAAAGCAAGCUUGACUACAAGGGACAAGAAAAUGUUGAUCUGCAUGUUGGUUCAAAAGGUCAUGUACCAUAUGAGUUGGCCAAGUGCGCAAUGCUGAACAGAUGGACACAAUUAGACCAUCCAGAAUCAUUUGACUCUUCAGAUGCAUAUUAUUCCCAGGAGAUGUCAGAAGCCCUUUGCAAGGGAGAUCCAUCAUCAAUGCGACAUAACAAUUUGGGUUACCAUGAUCAAGACAGAGUUGAGUUCUCAGGACCUUUGUUGUCUCAAUCUUGCAAGGUUGAUGAACUUCUACAAAAGCAUGAGCGCCACAUCCGCCAAGCAGUUAGGAGAUCAUGGUUUCAAAAAGUGGCAGGGAGAAAGCAAGGGAAGUAGAAAGCCAGGGUAGCUUGUUUUGUAAUCGUAAAAAACUAUAUCCGCAAAACAAAACCCUUGGAUCAAUCAGGAUUUGACCAACAUCUACUAAGACGGUAAAGGUAGUUAACCCCAACAGUGAUAUCUAAUAUUAGGUAGAAGCUGCCACAGCAGUUUGUACCAAAGUCUACUACCUGCUGAUGGAUUACAAGGUCAGAAAAGACAAGCGGCAUCUGAUUCAUCCACACUGACUGCCGGCAGUGACUGAAGCUCUUUUGUUCAAAAGGCGAUGAGACCAAUCAAUUCCUUGAAAGUGACUCUAAUUGUGGUGCUCUGUAAAAGCCAAUCUUCUGUAGAUCAAUAUAUGAACUCAUGAUUCCUGUGUUAGCAUCAAUAGCAUUAAUCCAAUCUUCAUUCACUUUAUGAUGUAAAAACUAAAUGUAUGCUGGAAGUUCGACAGUAAACGAAGCAUUUUUUUUUUC